Camelina sativa (false flax) is the source of this 4425-nucleotide messenger RNA. Lineage: Eukaryota; Viridiplantae; Streptophyta; Magnoliopsida; Brassicales; Brassicaceae. The record is from RefSeq and is a predicted model, not a curated record.
UCCUAAAACAAAGUAACAGAUCUCUUUGGGUCCUCCUUUCGUGUGUUUUUUUUUUUCUUUCCCAAUCUCUGUUUCAAAUGAAUCAGCCAUAGCUAUCUAUCAUCUUCAUCUUCUUGGUCAAACAAACCCUAGUUUCUCUUUCUAUACAUAAUAACCUAACUCUCUCUCUCUCUCUUUCUCUCUCUGUCUGCAUCAUUUCUUCUUUCGCAUGUGCAGAGCUAUCAACAAAAGCAUCUGUUUUUGAUUGAAAGCUAAGUUUCCAAUUCCAAAACAGAAGAAAUUGAAAGUGUGUUUGUAAAGACAAACCACCAAACUAGAAGAAAACAAAACAAAACCCACACCGCAUUGUUCCUUAAAGACCCAGCAAGGAGAUUAUCUCACGCUUCCUCCUUUUCUUCCUGACAUUUUCCUCGUAUUUUGUUUUCUGGUUAUUUGGGUUUAAUUUCCAUUGCAAUUACUGCAAUUGUGGGUCUCAUUUGGUAGGUGGUGAUUAAUAAUUUCUAGGGAUUUUUUUGUGGUCUCUCUGCCUUUUUGGGUAAAGCAUUUAAAGAAAUCUCCUCAAUGGCGUUGUUUAGAAAGUUCUUUCACAGAAAGCCUCCUGAAGGUUUGGUUGAGAUCUCUGAGAGGGUUUACGUCUUUGAUUGCUGCUUAACCACGGAUAUGUUGGAAGAUGAAGAAGAUUACAGAGUCUAUGUAGGCCGCAUAAUGAGUCAGCUGCGAGAACAGUUUCCAGGUGCAUCGUUCAUGGUCUUUAAUUUCCGAGAUAAAGACAGCAGAAGCCGGAUGGAGAGUGUACUUACCGAGUAUGACAUGACCAUCAUGGACUAUCCUCGCCAUUAUGAAGGUUGCCCUUUGCUUACAAUGGAAACGGUUCAUCACUUUCUUAAGUCUGCUGAAAGUUGGUUAUUGUUAAGUCCACAGAAUAUCUUAUUGUCGCACUGUGAGAUUGGCGGCUGGCCGACUUUAGCCUUUAUGCUUGCUUCGCUCUUGUUAUACCGCAAACAGUUUAGUGGAGAACAGAAAACACUAGAGAUGAUAUAUAAGCUGGCUCCUCGUGAGUUAUUACAGCUAAUGUCUCCACUUAAUCCACUGCCUUCACAAUUGAGGUUUCUUCAGUACAUUUCGAGUAGGGAUGUUGAGUCACAGUGGCCACCUCUAGAACGUGCCCUUACAUUAGCCUGUGUCAAUCUUAGAUUGAUUCCUGAUUUUGAUGGUGAGGGUGGUUGCCGUCCCAUAUUCAGAAUAUAUGGUCAAGAUCCUUUUUUGGCAUCUGAUCGGACUUCAAAAGUUCUGUUCUCGAUGUCCAAGAGAAGCAAAGCUGUUCGGCAAUAUAAGCAGAGAGAACAGAUGAUGUUUCGGGUUGUGUUCAAUACUGCGUUUCUUAGAUCAAAUAUUCUAACACUUAACCGUGAUGAUAUUGAUGUACUGUGGAACACAACGGAUCGGUUCCCCAAGGAUUUCAGAGCUGAGGUUAUAUUUUCGGAGAUGGAUGCUGUUAAGAAUCUUGUCUCUAUUGAUAUGUCGCAUAUGGAGGAAAAAGAUGUUCUACCUAUGGAAGCAUUUGCUAAGGUUCAGGAGAUUUUUAGUGAAGCUGAAUGGUUGGAUCCCAAUUCUGAUGUUGCUGUGACUGUUUUCAACCAAAUAACUGCAGCAAAUAUCCUUCAAGAAAGCCUGGAUUCAGGUUCUUCUCCUCGAAGCCCUGACUCACGUAGCCUAUUGGAAUCGGCACUUGAGAAAGUUAAGGAGAAAACCAAGUUGAUGAUAUCUGAAAAUAUUGCUUCAAGUCCUGAUGCAUUCUCUCCUGAAUGGAAAGAGAAAGAUACAGUGUCUGGUCAUAAGUCUUAUGCAGAUCCGAAUUCAAUUCUUAAGAAGGUUGAUGAGUCGCAUGGACUUCGUGUUUCAGUCCAAAGAAAUGUUCACUCGAAGAUAAUUUCACCUCGAGUGGUCCAAAGUCCAGUGACAUCACCACUUCCAAACCGUAGCCCCACGCUAGGAUCACCCGCUUCAGUAUCCAGAUUUCACAGCUCCCCUUCUACUCUUGGGAUCACUUCAAUAUUACACGAUCAUGGUUCAUGUAAAGGCGAAGAUGCUACUUCAUCAUCACCAGCCUCACCUUCAAUUUCGUUUCGACCAACAUUGCAUCAGCUGACACCAUCACUACCUAAAGAAGAAGCUUCUCCAAAAUUUUCAAAGCCGCCCACACCUGUUCGUUCAAAUGGCCAUCCUUCAGCAGAAGCAGCAGUGACUUCACCACCAUUGCCAUCGCUGAAGCCACUUGGGAAUUUGUCUCGUCCACCUCCACCCCCACCUCCCAUAUCCUCUCUGCGCUCCACUCCUUCACCAAGUUCCACUAGCAGUUCCAUAGCAAUACAAGGGCCUCCUCCACCUCCACCUCCGCCUCCACCUCAACUACAACCUCAGCGUUCUGCACGUUCAACCUUACCUCUGCCACCACCGUUACCUCCAAAGAAAUCGAUAGCUACAAAUAAUCCUCCACCGCCACCACCGCCACCUUUGCAUUCUAAUUCUCGACCAGGAGUCCCCACGAGUUCUUUGGCGGCGAAAUCUCCUCCUGUUCCUCCCCCACCAGCCCCUGCACCUCUGUCUCGUUCUCAUAAUGGGGGUUGUAAUGGAACCAUCCCUCCAGUCCCUGGACCACCAUUGGGUUUAAAGGGCCGUGGGAUUUUACAGAAUCUUAGAGGUCAGGCUCAAACGAGAAAGGCCAACUUGAAACCGUAUCAUUGGUUAAAGCUUACUAGGGCAGUACAAGGAAGUUUAUGGGCUGAAACGCAUAAACCUGAUGAAGCUGCAACUGCUCCAGAUUUUGAUAUCUCUGAGCUUGAGAAACUCUUCUCAGCAGUGAAUCUUAGCUCUGACAAUGAAAGUAAAGGUGGGAAAUCAGGUCGACGUGCCCGACCUAAAGUUGAGAAAGUGCAGCUGAUUGAGCUCAGAAGAGCAUACAACUGUGAGAUUAUGCUUUCCAAAGUUAAAAUACCUUUGCCUGAUUUGAUGAGUUCUGUUCUUGCAUUGGAUGAGUCAGUGAUAGAUGUUGAUCAAGUUGACAAUCUAAUUAAGUUUUGUCCAACAAAAGAAGAAGCCGAAUUGCUCAAGGGCUACACUGGAGAUAAGGAUAAUUUGGGGCGGUGUGAGCAGUUCUUUUUAGAACUACUGAAAGUUCCUCGAGUGGAGACUAAGCUAAGGGUUUUCUCAUACAAGAUUCAGUUCCAAUCCCAGGUUACUGAUCUUAGAAGAGGUUUGAAUACCAUACAUAGUGCAGCAAAUGAGGUUCGAUGCUCGGCUAAACUGAAAAGAAUCAUGCAAACUAUACUUUCCUUGGGCAAUGCAUUGAACCAUGGGACUGCAAGGGGCUCAGCUAUCGGAUUUCGCCUGGAUAGUCUUUUAAAACUCACUGACACUAGAUCCCGCAACAGUAAGAUGACUCUGAUGCAUUAUCUCUGUAAGGUGCUUGCCGAGAAACUUCCAGAGCUACUUGAUUUUCCAAAAGACCUGGUUAGCUUGGAGGCUGCAACAAAGAUUCAACUAAAAUACCUGGCAGAGGAGAUGCAAGCAAUUAGCAAAGGCUUGGAGAAAGUUGUACAAGAGUUUACUGCAUCUGAAACUGAUGGUCAAAUAUCAAAACACUUUCGUAUGAACUUGAAAGAGUUUCUUAGCUUUGCUGAAGGAGAAGUAAAGUCCUUGGCUUCCCUCUAUUCAACUGUUGGUGGAAGCGCUGAUGCAUUGGCGUUAUACUUUGGAGAAGAUCCAGCUCGUGUCCCAUUUGAGCAAGUUGUAUCCACUCUACAAAACUUUGUUAGAAUAUUUGUGCGGUCACAUGAGGAAAACUGCAAGCAAGUCGAGUUUGAGAAGAAGAGAGCACAGAAGGAAGCAGAGAAUGAAAACCUUAAGAAAGGUGUGUACAAUGAGAAUUGAAAAACAACUGCACACACAAAAGUAUGUUGUUUUCUACUCCUUGAGUUGCCUUUGGCAGUCCUGGGAACCGGAAACUACAUGUUGCGGCUCCUAGUUCGGGGUUUUUUACCCAAAUAUAGAGAACUUCCCCAGAUAUAGUUUCAUCAUCUGACAAGACUCAGCUUUGGAUUUAGUCUUUUAGAUUAGAAGAAAAAAUAGGAAACUUUGUUCCUCUGGUAGGUAACAAGAAAAAAGCUGGAAUCCGGUGAUUAGGUAAUGAAGGAGAGACGCAGAAGAAGUUUUAGCUUUGUAUUUUGAUGGGAAUAGUAUUAGAGUGACAACUUAUGCAGGAGUUUUGAGUCCCUUCCUAGUUUACUACAGAAACAGAAAUGUAACUACUUGUGUAUAAAUUUUGGGAGGGAUUAUAAGAUGUGUAAAUAUUGAGUGAGUGUUCUGUGUGUGUCUUACUAACAUUUAUGAUUUUACAUCCAAUGAUAUAUUUAGGGUUUUUUUUUU